Molecule: messenger RNA, 846 nt
Organism: Geosmithia morbida
Lineage: Eukaryota; Fungi; Ascomycota; Sordariomycetes; Hypocreales; Bionectriaceae
Product: Thiopurine S-methyltransferase (TPMT)
Exons: 2
Coding region: 1-846 (281 amino acids)
Molecular function (GO): S-adenosylmethionine-dependent methyltransferase activity
Source: RefSeq, a predicted model, not a curated record
AUGUCAGACUCGACCCUCGUACAAGAGGUCUUUGCCGCGCCGGGCCCCACUCCCCCAGGAGACCGGUGGGACGGCCUCUACCGCUCCGGCCACUACAGUUGGGACCGUGACGGGCCCUCCCUCGCCCUGGCGGACCUCCUCGUCCAGAGGAGGGAUCUGAUCCCCCACCGGACUAUCGAGGCCCAGAACCACGGCGCCGCAGACGACGGGUCGUCGCCUCCCACCAGGCCCACGGCCCUGGUCCCCGGGUGCGGGAGGGGUCACGACGUCCUCCUGCUGGCCGAGUUCGGCUACGACGUCUGGGGUCUCGACCUGUCGCCUACCGCCAUCGAGCUGGCCAGGGGGGUCGAGAAGGAGAAGGAGAAGGAGAGGGAGGGUGGAGGGAGGGGAAAGCCGUACGGAACUGUCCAUUGGCUUGUGGCCGACUUCUUCGACGACGAGUGGUCUGGCGGAAGGACGUUUGAUCUCAUCUUUGAUUAUACUUUCCUCUGCGCCCUCCCCGUGGCCACACGCCCCCUCUGGGCCUCGAGGAUAUCAUCCCUCCUGUCCCCCCGAUCCGGAAGGCUGAUCUGCCUAGAGUUCCCUUCUGGCCAGCCCCUGUCGCGCCCGGGACCCCCCUUCGGCGUGAACCCGGAGGUGUACGAGGCCCUGCUGGCCUGCCCGGGCGACGAGGUCGAGUACGACGCCGCCGGGGACGGGACCGUGGUCGAGAGGCCGAGCGCACAGCCGCCCCGGGAUCUGGGCGGCGUGCACCGCCUCGCGCUGAUCAAGCCCAUCAGGACGCACAAGGCUGGCAUGGCUGAUGAUGGGAGCGUGCGUGAUUUCGUAUCUGUCUGGAGUAAAUAG